UUUUCUCUUGCGCGUGUGUAUGUAUGUAUGUAUGUAUGCUCAACAUUGACUUACAUAAGGAAAAAAACAGAACAGAAGAAGAAGAUCAGUUCUUGUUGACGAUGGACAAGUACAUUAAUCAAAUUUUCAGUUCCUCAUCGUGGUCAGAUGUCGAUGCGAAGGAAAUACCAUCUUGGGCAUGUUGUGAAUCUGAGCAACCGAAUGCAGCGCUUCUUGGUUCAGUAGUUGCCGUGGAUGAACAUGAGAACAAUAGUGCACCUACAUAUCUGACUAAUUCGAACAGUUUGGAGAGCUUGGUUGCUCAAGAUGUUUCAUCUAUUCUUCAAGAUUUUGCACCAGAUGCACAAGAUGGUGGAAAAAAUUGCCGGGUUCAAAAUAUUGGCAUGCACUAUGGUGUGGAUGGGAACAUGGUGAGAAUACCUCUUCGCUCCAUUGCACCGGAAAAUGCGGGAUGCGAUAGCUUCGAACCACCCCUCUACCAGGGAUUCAACGGAGAUUUUGAAACCCUUUCUCCAAUUUCUCAACCGUGGCCUCUUCAAUCUUAUGAGGGUGUUUCUCCUGCUCCCGCUUCUGGCAUGGGACAACGCAAAAUGUGCAGCUUUGGAAUAAAUGGAGAUUAUGGGGAUUAUGUCAUGCCAAGCGAUCCCAACAACCUGGCUGUUUUUGUCUCCACAGAGAAGGGGAUGCAGGACGUACAAAAUUAUCCUUUGCCUUCCUUCGCUUCUGCUCCUCGGAUGUCUGGUUUGCAGUCUUUACCACAGAAUACGUCAACUAACCCUGUUGGUGAAUGUAAUGGAAAUAGAAAGCUUCGAAUGAGGGCACGUCGAGGCCAGGCUACUGAUCCACACAGUAUUGCUGAAAGGCUUCGGAGGGAAAAAAUUUCUGAUAGGAUGAAGAAUCUGCAAGAACUAGUGCCAAAGUCUAACAGGACCGACAAGGCAUCUAUGCUUGAUGAAAUCAUUGAGUAUGUCAGAUUUCUUCAGCUCCAAGUCAAGGAACUAAGCAUGUGCAAAGUUGGGGCAGCUGGGGCAGUUGUCCCUCUCACCACAGACAGUCAAGCUAAGGUCGGGAAUGGUUUGCCGCAGUUUAGGACAGCUGGUGACGUUUCUUUUGACGAAAUUGCUUUAGAACAGCUGGUGAGGCUGAUGGAAUCAGAUGCGGACAAGGCAAUGCAGCAUCUCCAAAGCAAAGGUUUCUGCCUCAUGCCGGUUGCUCUUGCUGAUGCCAUUUCUGCAGCAAAGGAAUCAUCAUCGUCGUGGCCGUCAGCUCCCGUUCCUGAUGAUUGGAAGAAGAAGGAAACCUGUUUCACUGAUAUCGGCGUUGUUCAGAAUAACAGCCGCAGUAGCAGUAACAGCAGCAGCUCACCUGAUCAGAUAAAACGAGAAGUCAACAACAAAUUGGAUUAGUUACUACUUCAUGAAUUUAAUUUAAUUGAAUUUUUCUGUUUCCAUGACCUUUGUUUUUAA
Messenger RNA from Malus domestica (apple), 1466 nucleotides. RefSeq names its product transcription factor LRL3-like. Gene Ontology annotation, cellular component: nucleus. Gene Ontology annotation, molecular function: DNA-binding transcription factor activity, RNA polymerase II-specific; protein dimerization activity; RNA polymerase II cis-regulatory region sequence-specific DNA binding. The record is from RefSeq and is a predicted model, not a curated record. Gene Ontology annotation, biological process: regulation of transcription by RNA polymerase II. NCBI's taxonomy places the organism in Eukaryota, Viridiplantae, Streptophyta, Magnoliopsida, Rosales, Rosaceae.